This is a messenger RNA of Myotis lucifugus (little brown bat), 3786 nucleotides long. It is a transcript of the gene RBM10, whose product is annotated as RNA binding motif protein 10. The record is from RefSeq and is a predicted model, not a curated record. Gene Ontology annotation, cellular component: nucleus. Gene Ontology annotation, molecular function: RNA binding. Gene Ontology annotation, biological process: mRNA splicing, via spliceosome. NCBI's taxonomy places the organism in Eukaryota, Metazoa, Chordata, Mammalia, Chiroptera, Vespertilionidae.
AGGGGCUGGCCGAUGGCGGAGGGCGACCAAUAGACGCGGCCAGCCAGAGCGCGCUCCCUCAGUAGGUGGAUGGUGGUCGGAGCGCCGGCUCCCUGCUCCUGGUCGCCAUUUUGUGCUGGUGGUUGCGGCUAGCGGGGAGUAGGCGGCGGCGGGGCUCCCCGGGAGGGCAGCGCGCUCGGCGCUUCGCCCCUUCCUCCCUCCGCCUUGCUGCCUCCAGCUUUGAACUUGGUGGUUGCGCGAAGCGGCUCCUGCUGAGCUGGGCGAGUUGGUGGAGGAGGCUGAGGGCCGAGGUGAUGUCAGGGAGCCCUCCCUUGACAGCCCGAGCCGAGGUGAGCAUCGACCUCCAGUCCCUGCAGGAGGCAUCACCCAGGCUGGCAGAUCAUGGUGGCAGCAGCGGGAGUGGCUGGGAAGUGAAACGGAGCCAGCGGCUGAGGAGGGGCCCUAGCAGCCCCCGAAGGUCCUAUCAGGACAUGGAGUAUGAAAGACGGGGUGGUCGUGGGGACAGGACUGGCCGCUAUGGAGCCACCGACCGUUCCCAGGACGACAGUGGGGAGAACCGCAGCCGGGACCAUGACUACCGAGACAUGGACUACCGCUCGUACCCCCGCGAGUAUGGCAGCCAGGAGGGCAAGCACGACUAUGACGACUCCUCCGAGGAGCAGAGUGCAGAGGAUGCUCUUGCAGCCUCCCCCGGCUCCGAGACUCAGCGUAAGGCGCGGCGCGGCACAGCACAGCCCCCACUGGGCCCCCCGGGCUUCCCCCGAGACGGCGACUAUCGGGACCAGGACUAUCGCACGGAGCAAGGGGAGGAGGAGGAGGAGGAGGAUGAGGAGGAGGAGGAGGAGAAGGCCAGUAACAUCGUCAUGCUGAGGAUGCUGCCACAGGCAGCCACUGAGGAUGACGUACGUGCCCCCCCACGGCCCCGGGCAGGUGGCAGAGCAGGAGGCCAGGCUGGGUUUCCUCCUCCAGGGCCCUCAACUUCUCCCUCACCCUGCCCUCAGCACCUUUCACCCCUUCUCCCCACUGGCUCCCGGCUCCCCGCACUGACCUGGCCUCGGGCAGGCCUUGUCUCCUGGUCUGGAGGAGGAGCGGAGUGGCGGAUAGAUUGGAUGCGGGAGGGAGCAGAGCAUUCCUCCCGCCCAUGCCCCUGGUCCUUCGUCCAUUCUGCGUAUGAAAAAUAUCCUCAGGUGAGGAUUAAAAAAAAGAAAGAAAGAAAGAAAAAGAGAUGUCCUCCCUGCCAUUCCCACAGCACAGGCCAGUCCUCCCCUCCCCCAGACAGUCACCAUGGCCCCUCUCUGCCUCGGCUUUGGCCUGUCUCCUCACCCUCCUUCACCAGCUACAGCAAACCUCUGGUUUCCCCGCAAACCCACACCAAACCAGACUUCCGGGUCUCCUCAGAUCAGACAGCCCUGCUGACCUGCCCAAGCCGAGUGAGCGGUGCCCCUCAGGGCCCCGCUGGUGCCCGGACCCACACACUCACCUGCCCCUCUGUGCUCUUGUGUGGCGUCCAGAACUUCAAACGCCGUGAGAAGUGCUUCAAAUGCGGUGUGCCCAAGUCAGAGGCAGAGCAGAAGCUGCCCCUGGGUGCCAGGCUGGAUCAGCAGACGCUGCCGCUGGGUGGACGGGAGCUGAGCCAAGGCCUGCUCCCCUUGCCGCAGCCCUACCAGGCCCAGGGAGUGCUGGCUUCCCAGUCCCUGUCCCAGGGCUCAGAGCCAAGCUCCGAGAACGCCAACGAAGUGAGUCAGUUGUUUGUUCCUUCUUCCUCCCUGCCCUCGGGUGUCUGGGCUGCGCUGUCCAAGGCCAGAGUGAUGCUGACCAGGACUUACUAGUCGUCCUCCCAGGGAUCUCCAGCUACUCAGCUGCUACAGAUCCUGCAGGCCUGACCGCCGCUCACCAUCGAUGGCAAGACCAUCAACGUUGAGUUUGCAAAAGGUUCUAAGAGGGACAUGGCCUCCAACGAAGGCAGCCGCAUCAAUGCUGCCUCUGUGGCCAGCACUGCCAUUGCUGCGGCCCAGUGGGCCAUCUCACAGGCCUCCCAGGGUGGGGAGGGUGCCUGGGCCACCCCCGAGGAACCAUCGGUCGACUACAGCUACUAUCAACAGGAUGAGGGCUAUGGCGGCAGCCAGGGCACAGAGUCCUCCCUCUAUGCCCAUGGCUACCUCAAGGGCGCCAAGGGCCCUGGCAUGACUGGAGCCAAAGGGGACCCGGCUGGAGCAGGUGCCGAGGCCUCCCUAGAGCCGGGGGCAGAUUCUGUGUCGCUGCAGGCUUUCUCCCGCGCCCAAGCUGGUGCCGCCCCUGGCAUCUACCAGCAGUCGGCAGCCGAGGCCAGUGGCAGCCAGAGCGCUGCUGCCAACAGCCAGCCAUACACCAUCAUGUCACCUGCUGUGCUCAAAUCUGAGCUCCAGAGCCCCACCCAUCCCAGCUCUGCCCUGCCACCAGCCACCAGCCCCACCACCCAGGAGUCCUACAGCCAGUACCCUGUUCCUGACGUCUCCACCUACCAGUACGAUGAGACAUCUGGCUACUACUAUGAUCCUCAGACUGGCCUCUACUACGAUCCCAACUCCCAGUAUUACUACAAUGCUCAGAGCCAGCAGUACCUGUACUGGGAUGGGGAGAGGCGGACCUACGUUCCUGCCCUGGAGCAGUCGGCUGACGGGCAUAAGGAGACAGGGGCGCCUUCUAAGGAGGGCAAAGAGAAGAAGGAGAAGCACAAGACCAAGACGGCCCAGCAGAUCGCCAAGGACAUGGAGCGCUGGGCCCGCAGUCUCAACAAGCAGAAAGAAAACUUCAAAAACAGCUUCCAGCCUAUCAGCUCCCUGCGGGACGAUGAGAGGCGGGAGUCAGCCACCGCAGAUGCUGGCUACGCCAUCCUGGAGAAGAAGGGAGCACUCGCUGAGAGGCAGCACACCAGCAUGGAUCUCCCGAAACUGGCCAGCGACGACCGCCCAAGCCCACCCCGAGGGUUGGUGGCCGCCUACAGCGGGGAGAGUGACAGUGAGGAGGAGCAGGAGCGAGGCGGCCCGGAGCGGGAAGAGAAGCUCACAGACUGGCAGAAGCUGGCCUGCCUGCUCUGCCGGCGCCAGUUCCCCAGCAAGGAGGCGCUCAUCCGGCACCAGCAGCUCUCUGGGCUCCACAAGCAAAACCUUGAGAUUCACCGGCGAGCGCACCUGUCAGAAAAUGAACUAGAAGCACUUGAGAAGAAUGACAUGGAGCAAAUGAAGUACCGGGACCGGGCAGCCGAACGCAGAGAGAAGUAUGGCAUCCCUGAGCCACCAGAGCCUAAGAGGAGGAAGUAUGGUGGCAUGUCUGCCGCCUCCGUAGACUUUGAGCAGCCCACGCGGGAUGGUCUGGGCAGUGACAACAUCGGCAGUCGCAUGCUCCAGGCCAUGGGCUGGAAAGAGGGCAGUGGCCUGGGUCGCAAGAAGCAGGGCAUUGUGACACCCAUUGAGGCCCAGACACGGGUGCGGGGCUCCGGUUUGGGUGCCCGAGGCAGCUCCUAUGGGGUCACCUCCACCGAGUCCUACAAGGAAACAUUGCACAAGACAAUGGUGACCCGCUUUAACGAGGCCCAGUGAGGACCUGUGAGAGCUACUUCGAUAUCUGCUCCUACCAGCCCGGGACGGGAAGAAUGAAAUGUCUGCUGUUCUGAGCAGGGCUCUGCACCUGUCCACCAGCCCACUCCCCAGCCAGACAGGCCCUGACCACGUCAGACUUUGAGUUGGUGACUUGUUGGAAAACUGGGCUAGGAUCAAGUUCUUUUUGUAAUAAAAGCUGAAAAGUCCA